This is a messenger RNA of Monomorium pharaonis (pharaoh ant), 4283 nucleotides long. RefSeq names its product ATP-dependent DNA helicase pif1-like. Gene Ontology annotation, molecular function: DNA helicase activity. Gene Ontology annotation, biological process: DNA repair; telomere maintenance. NCBI's taxonomy places the organism in Eukaryota, Metazoa, Arthropoda, Insecta, Hymenoptera, Formicidae. The coding region runs from base 2565 to 3788 and encodes 407 amino acids. The transcript is spliced from 2 exons. The record is from RefSeq and is a predicted model, not a curated record.
AAUACUAUGUCAAUUAGUAAUGUUGUUGAAUAUUAUAUUGGUUCUAUGGACGUAUCUUGUGUUCAUUGCAAUGCAAAGCAUUUUGCAUCUGAAAAAGUAUCUAAUAAAGGAAACUCAUUUCACGAUUGUUGCAACCAUGGUGCAGUACAUUUACAACCAUUACCUGAAUUUCCUGAAUUACUUCGUAAUUUAUUCGAUUGUAGUCAUAUAAAAUCUAAUAAUUUUUUUCAACAUAUUCGUAGUUAUAAUAGUUCGUUUUUAUUUGCAUCAUUUAAUGCUAAUUUAAUUAACUUUAACAAUAGACGACCUGGUCCAUAUUGUUUCAAAAUACAAGGACAAAUUUAUUAUCAAAUUAAUACAGCAUUAUAUGCUGCACAAAAUGAAAGUCCUACUUAUGGUCAACUUUUUAUUGUGAAUUCUAAUGAAGCUAUAGAUCAUCGUCUUAAUCAAAAUUCAUAUUUAGAUUAUGAAAUUGUACAAAACCUUGAACAAAUAAUGCGAGAAUUUAAUGUAUUUGCUCAAUCUUAUCAAAUGAUGGGUGAAGAAUUAGAAAAUCAACAACGUUUACAAACGGAAUCAGGUGAAUUAUUACCUGAAUUACAAUUAUUAUUUACUUUAAAACCAGGUAUGAAUAGACGUCGAUAUAAUGCUCAAAGAACUAAUGAAGUUGCUGCUGUUUUUUGUACUACUGCUGAUGGAGAAAUUCCAGAGUCAUACGUUACAAUACGUAAUAGAACUAAUAAAACUUUACAAAAUGUUAGUAUUAUGGACCCAAAUGUUGAACCAUGGAUAUAUCCAUUGUUUUAUCCACAUGGUAUUUAAGGAUGGCACCGUUAUUUAACAAAAAUAAAUAGUAAUAGACGAAUAACUAGAGGACAGUAUAUUAAAUAUCGUAUAGCUAUUCGUGAUGAAUUUAAUGUUUUUUUAUUAGGACGUCGUUUAUUUCAGCAAUGGCUUGUAGAUAGUUAUGUAAAAAUGGAAAAAGAUAGAAUUGAUUAUUGUAAAAAUCAUCAAAAAGAAUUACGUUCCAAAAUAUACCAAGGAUUAAAAGAUUAUUUACAAACUACGGCGAAUAACUUAAAUGGACGUAUUGGAAAAAUGGUUAUACUUCCUUCCACAUUUAUUGGAUCGCCGCAUAAUAUGUUACAACAUUAUCAAGAUGCAAUGACAAUUGUUAGUAAAUUAAGCCAGACCUUUUUAUUACUAUGACUUGCAAUCCAAAAUAGCGUGAAAUCGAGGAAAAUCUAUUGUCUGGUCAACAAGCUUUUGAUAGACCUGAUAUUUGUGCUCGUGUUUUUAACCUUAAAAAAGAUUAUUUAAUUGAUUUAAUUGUAAAGCAAAAAUUUUUUGGUGAAGUAGCAGCAUUUGUAUUUGUUAUUGAAUUUUAAAAACGCGGUUUGCCACAUAUUCAUUUGUUGAUUACUUUAAAAUACAAUUUUAAAAUAACAACUCCACCAAUUGUUGAUAAAUAUAUUUCUGCUGAAAUUCCGGAUCCUGAUGAAAAUCGUAUUUUACAUGAUAUAGUUAUGAAACAUAUGAUUCAUGGACCUUGUGGCGAUUGGUGUUUAGUAGAUGGACGUUAUUCGAAACACUUUCCGAAACCAUUUCUCAAAGAGACUAGAAUGGAUGAAAAUGCUUAUUCUUACUAUCGUAGACGAAAUAAUGGUAGAAAUUUUGAACGUCCAGGUGGAUAUAAAGUUGAUAAUUGUUAUGUUGUUCCAUAUUGUCCUAUUUUAUCGAUUAUAUUUAAUUGUCAUAUUAACGUUGAAGUAGUUUCAAGUAUUAAAUCGGUUAAAUAUUUGUAUAAAUAUAUUUAUAAAGGACAUGAUGUUGCUGCUAUAACCAUUGAACCAGUAACAGAAAAUGUAAUUAUUGAUCAUGAUGAGAUACAUAAUUAUAUUGAAACUCGUUAUGUUGGAUCUGUAGAAGCCAUUUGGCGUAUUCUUGGUAAAAAAUUACAAGAUAAAAGUCAUACUAUAAUGCGUUUGCCAGUGCAUCUUCCUAAUGAAUAAAAUAUUAUAAUCAAAAAUGAAAAUAUUAACGACGUCAUGACAUCUGCUUUAAAUCAAGUUACUAUGUUAAUAGAUUAUUUCUCAUUAAACUUAAGAGAUGAAGAAGCGAGACAAUAUUUAUAUACAGAAAUUCCAUGCUAUUAUACAUUUAAAAAAGAAAAAAUUAAUAGUAGAAAUAUAUCACGUUGGGUUAAACGCAAAAAUCAUUUUAAUUGUGUAGGAAGAAUAUAUUCCGUUAGUCCAACACAAACAAAAUUAUAUCAUUUGCGAUUAUUAUUACUUACAGUAAAAGGGGCUACAAGUUUUAAUGAUUUGAAAACUGUAAAUGGAGAAUUUUGUCAAUCAUUUUCAGCGGCAUGUUUGGCUUUAGGUUUAAUUGAAGAUGAUGAUGAAUGGAAACGAGCUAUGAAUGAAGCUGUUGCAUGGAUGAUGCCUCGACAACUUCGUAGAUUAUUUGUACGUAUAUUAUUACAUUGUCAACCAUUACAUCCUGAAGAGUUGUAGGAAAAUUUUAAAGAAGCAAUAUCUGAGGAUUAUGUUCGACAUUUUGAUAUGUUACAAGGACAAAGAAAAGCCUAUGAACAAAUUGGUGCUAUGCUUGCUACAGAAGGACAAAGUUUUACAGAUUUUCCACAAAUGGAACAAAUAAUUGUAAAUAACGAAGAUGAGGAUUAUGUAACAUUGGAACAAGCUAUGGAAAUUGGUAAUACACAAUAUAAUCAAUUAAAUGAACAGCAAAAAGAAAUAGUUGAUUUAAUAUUAAACAGAUUAGAUAAUAACAAUCAUAAUAACAAUUAUUUUUAUAUUGAUGGUCCAGGUGGAUCAGGUAAAACAUUUAUAUACACAACUAUUUAUCAUUUAGCUAGAAUUAGAAAUAAACAUGUGUAUACAAUGGCUUUUACGGGUAUUGCAGCGACAUUAUUACCUACUGAAAAAACAGUUCAUAAGACAUUUGGUUUACCGGUUCCAUUAUUUGCUGAUUCUUCAUCUGCUAUUAAAAUACAAACUAAAGAAGCUCAAUAUUUGAAGGAAACUGAUAUUUUUAUUUGGGAUGAAGCACCAAUGGCACCACAAUAUGCUUUAGAAAUUAUGGAUAGAACAUUGCGUGAUAUUAUGAAUAAUAAUUUUCCCUUUGGCGGAAAAAUUGUUUUAUUAGGUGGUGACUUUAGACAACUUUUGCCUAUUAAAUUACAUGCUACUCGAAGUAAAAUUGUAAAUCUUUCUAUUAAAUUUAGUUUAGUUUGGAAAAAUUUUAUAAAAUUCUCUUUAACACAAAAUAUGCGAAUUCUUCGAGAGGAAAUUGAAUUUGCAAAGUUUUUGUUAGAUAUGGGAGAUGGCAAAUUAAAUGAUUUAAAUGAUAAUAUAGAAAUUCUUGAAUGUUGUGUAGCGCCUAUUAAUGUUGAUAUUGUUGAAGAUAUAUAUGGUGAUUUAAUACGAAAAAAGGAGUUUGACAAAGUAGCUAAAUGUGCGAUACUUUCUGCAAGAAAUGUUGACGUAGAUGAAAUCAAUAAAAAAGUAGUUGAAUUAUUUGAUACAGCUAAUGAACGAAUUUAUACAAGUAUAGACAGUGCUAUAAAUAGUGACAAUGGUGACAUUAGUGAAGCUUUGUUACCAGAAUAUUUAAAUAGUUUAUCUCCAUCAUCUCUUUCUCCACAUGAAUUGUGUUUAAAAUCAAAUUGUAUUAUUAUGUUGAUUAGAAAUCUUAGUAUCAAUGAAGGUUUUUGCAAUGGAACACGAUUAAUAAUUAUAGAACUUGGAGAUCAUUUAUUAAAAUAAGACAGUUUCCGAUAAAAUUAGCUUUUGCUAUGACAAUUAACAAAUCGCAAGGACAAACGUUUGAUAAAAUUGGUUUAGGUCUUUGUAAAGAUGUUUUUAAUCACGGGCAACUUUAUGUUGCUUUUUCACGAGUUCGUUCUUGGCAAUUAAGAGUUUACCUUGGUAAUCAACAAAAUAAUAGAUUCGUAAAAAAUUAUGUAUAUAAGAAAAUGUAUAUUUAACUUUCAAUGUUAUUUAUGAUACUAUCAUUAAAUAAAUUAAUUGCUCAAUUUUUAUCUAUCAAGAAAUAUACAAUUUAUAACAGACGGACUAUUUUAUUGUCCAAUCUUUUACAAAUUUAUAAAUUCUAACAAUAUUGUAUAUGUAUCAAGUAAUAAAUAAUAAAAAACCUGAAUAUAUGGAAUGUUUGCGUUUAAAAUUACUCUUAUAUUAAAUAUUUCAUGUAAAAAAAAUCAAAUACAUUUUAUACAUGUAGAUUAACAAAAACUAUAGGAA